Messenger RNA from Pelodiscus sinensis (Chinese soft-shelled turtle), 1253 nucleotides. NCBI's taxonomy places the organism in Eukaryota, Metazoa, Chordata, Testudines, Trionychidae. The record is from RefSeq and is a predicted model, not a curated record.
UUUUUUAUCUCCAUUCUUUAGGUAUCCAGCUGCCUAAGGAAGAUGAAAUCUCAGUACCCAUGAUAUCUGAUUCCCCAUCUAAGGAUGCCGGAGAGAAUGAGGAUCUCGCCAUCGAAGAGGAAGAGAAGAUCAAAGAGGAACCUUUAACUAUCUCAGAACUGGUGUACAACCCAAGUGCCAGCUUGCUGCCCACUCCAGUUGAUGAUAAUGAGAUAGACAUGCUCUUUGACACCCCGUUAAGAGCAGAGAAUGAGAGAGAAGAUACAGAUUCAUUUGAGGAACUGGAAGUGGAUGAAAAUGCAUUCUUGGUUGCUGAGGAAGAGGAACUGAAAGAAGCCCGUAGAGCACUUAGGUGUAGUUAUGAAUUUCUAAUGAGCAACAUACAGGUAAACGCCUUUGUGAAGAGUUUCUCCAGGCUUCUUUUUGUAGGCCUUGGACUAUUGUUGUUUGUGUUCCCACUCCUCCUUGUCCUCCUGGAGUCGGACCUUGAUAUCUCCUUUCUUCAUGAAAUCCGUCAGACGCCAGAGUUCCAGCAGUUUCACAUUGAAUAUUACUGUCCUCUUAGGCAGUGGGUGGCUUGCAAAAUAAACUUCAUUCGUGACAUGCUGGGAAGUUCUUAAACGUUAAAGAAAUAUGAUACAACUAAGGGCUAUAUUCAAAAUUUCAGUUAGCACUAGCUUCUCAAUGCCCAUGGGGCCAUCAUCAGGUAGCUACCUUCAAUUUCAAACCAUUAUAGACUGUUCAAGAUUUAACAUUUGUUUUUCAUACUUAAAUAGUUGCUUUAGUUACAGGCUUAUCUGGUGGCCUUUAAAUAACCACAAAGAGGUCUUAUUUUUAUUGCAUUGUUGACUUCCUGCUCAUCUAUUGUAUCAGACAAGACUGGGUGGUACUAGGAUUUAUUUGUAACAUUACAAGCCAUGAUAUUCUGAAUCUUAGUGAUAGCAGAGCCGAGAAGAAAUGUUUUUGAAUAUACUCCUUAGUGGUGUAACAGUUUUUUCUAACCAAUGCCUAUAUCAGCAAUGUUUAUGCUGGGUUUUUUGUUUGUUUUUUGUUUUUAUAUUUUGUGUUUAAAAUAUUUUGGUAAAUUUUUAGCAAAAUAUGACUUCUGACAUUAUUUAAAUGUACAGAUUGGUAAAAUUAAUGCACAAGGGCACGUAGGGGAUUUUUUAAAGUUUUACCAAUCAUUUUUUAAAAAUAUUUUGGCUGGACAAUUGAGUUUAUUAUAACUAUAUAAAAGAUGGCCUACAGUUUGG